GGACUGAGCCAGGCUGGGCUACAGAAAAAGGGCGGAGCCUCCAGGCAGUCUCUUGGCAACCGGAUCUGGCUGCCAAACCGCCAAACCUUGAGGCGCAAUGACCUCUGGGAAUUGUAGUUCAGUUGGAAGGGCCUUUUAGGAGCCUCGUGACUGCAGGCCCGCAGUCUGCGGACUACAACUCCCGAAAUCAACCGUGAGGGCGAAUGGGUGGGAAGGGCCCCCAGCGAGCUCCGACCGGGAUUCCAUGCUCCCCAGUGACAGCAGCGGCAGGAAGCUGGCGGGUGCUACUCCGGCGCCAAGGCCUCUGGUUCCCCGAAGGGCGACAUCGGACAUUUCCCUACGUAACUCCCAUCUCUGGGCCCCGAGUCUGUGCAUGGCGAAGUCCCCGGAGAACUCUACCCUGGAGGAGAUUCUAGGGCAGUAUCAACGGAGUCUCCGGGAACGUGCAAAUAGAAGCAUUCACCAACUGAAAUGUGCCCUGAGAGAAGGUGAUGUCACCGUUGGAGAAGAUGCUGCAGGUCCCAGAGUGGAAAAUGAGGAAAAUGAGGAAAAUGAGAAAAAUGAGGACGCUGGGACUGCCUGGCACGAACUGCGACACAGCCAUGCCGUUAAUCAGCUCAAAGCUUUGUUGCGCCAACAAGCAACUAAGGAAAGUGAGGUGUCUCCAUCAAGAAGGCGAAAAGUGUCCCCUCUGCUGGCGUCAGAAGAUGAGGAAGCCAACGUGCCUACUAUCCACAAUCUUGUUCCGAUCAUCAAUGACCAGUCUCAGUACAUUCAUCAUUUAGAGGCAGAAGUCAAGUUCUGCAAGGAGGAACUCUCUGGAAUGAAAAACAGGGUACAAGUAGUUGUGCUUGAAAAUGAAAGUCUCCAACAAGAGCUGAAAUCUCAAAGACAAGAGGAAGCAAUGAGGGAACAAACACUUCUGGAUGCAUCUGGAAACAUGCAGAAUUCUUGGAUUACAACAGGUGAAGAUUCUGGGGUGGGUGAAGCUGCCAAGAGACGAUUCUCCCGUGGCAAUGCGGAUAUUGUCGUAGGUGCAUCUGCUGGGGAAGCUGAAAAAUGGAGACUAGAACUGGAGAGGCUGAAACUUACUUAUGAAGAAAAGACUGAAGUCCUAGAAUCUCAAUUGAAAUUUUUAAGGAAAGACUUAGCUGAAUAUCAGAAAAAUUGUGAAGAUCUUAAAGAGCGACUGAAGCAUAAAGAGUCUCUCCUCGCUGCGAAUACUUCUAACUGGGUUGGUGGCCUGUGUUUGAAAUGUGCUCAGCACGAAGCUGUUCUUUCCCAAACCCAUAAUAAUGUUCACGUGCAGACCAUUGAAAGACUGACUAAGGAAAGAGAUGACUUAAUGUCCGCACUAGUUUCCGUCAGGAGCAUCUUGACAGACGUGCAGGAAAGAGAAGCCGGCGCUUAUGAGCAGGUGAAGCAAGCCGUGCAAGUGGCCGAGGAAGCCAAUUUCGAGAAGACCAAGGCUUUAAUCCAAUGUGAACAGUUGAAGAACGAACUGGAGAGGCAGAAAGAGCGACUUGAAAAAGAACUCGCAUCGCAGCAAGAAAAAAGGGCCUUUGAGAAAGAGAUGAUGAAAAAGGACCUAACAAAAGAAAAGGAGGACCUGGGAUCAAAGAUAUUGUCCCUGUCUCAAAAUAUUGCCCAACUGGAGGUCCAGGUUGAAAAGGUUACAAGAGAGAAGAUUUCAGCUAUUAAUCAACUAGAGGAAAUUCAAAACCAGCUUGCUUCCAAGGAAAUGGAUGUCACAAAGGUGUGUGGGGAAAUGCGCUAUCAGUUGAAUAAAACCAAAAUGGAGAAGGAUGAGGCAGAGAAGGAGCACAGAGAGUACAGAGCAAAAACUAAAAGGGAUCUUGAAAUGAAAGAUCAGGAAAUAGAGAAAUUGAGAUUAGAAGUCAGUGAAAGCAAACAGCACUUGGAACGGGAGCAGCAGAAGGCAGCCGGGGCCAGAGAGGAGUGCCUGCAACUGACAGAUCUGCUGAGCGAGUCCCAGCACCAACUGCACCUCACCAGACUGGAAAAAGAUAGCAUUCAGCAGAGGCUUAGCAACGAAGCAAAGGCCCAAGCCCUUCAGGCCCAGCAAAGGGAGCAGGAGCUGACACAGAAGAUACAGCAAAUGGAGGCCCAGCAUGACAAAACUGAAAAUGAACAGUAUUCACUGCUGACCUCCCAGAAUACAUUUUUGACAAAGUUAAAGGAAGAGUGCUGUGCAUUAGCCAAGAAACUGGAACAAAUCUCCCAAAAAAGCAGAUCUGAAAUAGCUCAGCUCAAUCAAGAGAAAAGGUAUACGUAUGACAAACUGGAAAAGUUACAGAGAAGAAAUGAUGAAUUGGAGAAACAGUGUGUCCAACAUGGGAGACUACAUGAGAUAAUGAAGCAAAGGCUGAAGCAGCUGGACAAGCACAGCCAGGCCACGGCCCUUCAGCUGGUGCAGCUCCUCAACAAGCAGAAUCAGCUUCUGCUGGAGAGACAGAGUCUGCAGGAAGAGGCGGGGCGUCUGAGAUCCCAGGCCCACGUGUGAUUAAUGUUGAAAAGCACAUAAGGCUUCACUGAAGACAGACCUGCUAUUCCGUUAACAGCUCACUUUGUCCAUGAGUGAAUGUCGGAGUAGGACGCAUGGAAGAAAAAUAAAUCGAAUUUUCUGCUGCUGCAGACAUGCUUGCUCCACUUAUUGCUUCCUGAGUCAGUACAUUUUGCGAUAGAAAUUCACAAUCAAGAUUUUAAAGGGAGCUAAAUAUUUUAAUCCAAUCAGACAAGUGAACAAAACACUGAAUAUUACAUGGAGCAGAGAGAAGUGGUUCUUGCCUUUAAAAGACUGCAGUUCCGUCACAUUACAACCCCAAAUGUCAGUGUUGUCUUUAUUUCUAACGCUUUCAAACACGAGGCAGCCAGAGGCUCCACUCUCUGCUGUUGGUGACACUGUCUGUCCUUUGGGAAUUCUUAAAGUCUAUUUACCAUGGAAACAUGGUUCCUAUAAAACACAGACACCUGCCCAUGUGCAAAGAAAGUUCUCAUGACUUGCGGGAUUCCAGGAAGCUGGAAGAUGACAAAGUCGGACGGCACGAGGCAUGGGACUCCUGUGUCGUCGGAGCUCUGGAGAGGGGAGGGGCGUCCUGGCAGCCUGACCCCUGCGGCCAACGCACCGGGCUCCCCGGUUCCCCACCCCGCCAUGCCACGCGUCCCAGGCCCAGCUUGAGAUGCUGUUUUCCGGAAAGCCAAGGAUUCCUCCUCGGCCCACCUCCAUUCUGCAAGGAAGGUCUUCCUGCCUCUACCUUUUCCUUUCUCUGGCUUCUACAGCCCCUUCCCUCUGCGGGGCCCAGAGGCAGAGAGCCAGGCCGGUGGUCUAGGGAAGCCGUGACUCUGACCUCUGCCUGCACAGGCCCGUCAUUGUCAGGGGCUCGGCGGACUGCCCGGUGUGCGGGCGACCCGGCUUUGCAGCUGCCGACCACCGGGUUCUGGGGUGCCGGAGCCGGGGGACGAGGCAGGGUUGGGGUCACUUUGCUGGACUCUGCUGAGCUGGAGGCAGUCCAUCGAGGGCCCCGUGGGUUGGGGGAAGGCUCGCCUCUGUGGCCCUCCCGGCCACGUUCCACGACGUUCUGCGGAGGACUGGUGAGGGCACCCUCCUCCUGAGCAGAUCGGUGGCCUCCCACAGCUCACGUGGCUUGUGAGUGCCAGCUGGCCUCCCAGGUCUGACUUCUACUUGAUCCCACACACAGCACACCUGGUGGCUUCUGUGCUGCUUCGCUGGGCAGGUCACAAGAGCAUUAACAGGCCUGGACUUCGAGGUCCAGCUGCCGAGGUUCAAAUCUCAGCUCUGUACCACUUGGGUUACCCAGCAUGCCACAAUCUGAUUGCUGACCUGGAUGAAACAGAGUGAAAUAAAUGGUUUACAAAGAGAUAUUUACAUUCAUCUGAUUUGUUCGUGAGAUGCCACAGAGCACCACGACCUUCCCGGUGGCCGGCGCCCCGGACGGCAGCAGGCGGCCAGGUCAGCCGCGUCUACUGCCCAGCGGUGCCCGUGCGGCCAGGCCCCGCGCCGGACCAGGAGACCUCCUGCAGUUAUGUUUGCAGAAAUGGCUUGAAGUUAACUGUGUUCUGAUAAAUCUGCUCAUUUGUAUCCUGUUACACAUGAGAAUUUCAAUAAAUGAACUUUUUUAAAGACCUGAA
This is a messenger RNA of Herpailurus yagouaroundi (jaguarundi), 4170 nucleotides long. RefSeq names its product SHH signaling and ciliogenesis regulator SDCCAG8 (gene SDCCAG8). Lineage: Eukaryota; Metazoa; Chordata; Mammalia; Carnivora; Felidae. The transcript has 19 exons. Gene Ontology annotation, biological process: tube formation; establishment of cell polarity; neuron migration. The record is from RefSeq and is a predicted model, not a curated record. Gene Ontology annotation, cellular component: centriole; centrosome. The coding region runs from base 245 to 2524 and encodes 759 amino acids.